Branchiostoma floridae (Florida lancelet) is the source of this 1708-nucleotide messenger RNA. RefSeq names its product EGF-like repeat and discoidin I-like domain-containing protein 3. Lineage: Eukaryota; Metazoa; Chordata; Leptocardii; Amphioxiformes; Branchiostomatidae. The coding region runs from base 1 to 918 and encodes 305 amino acids. The record is from RefSeq and is a predicted model, not a curated record. The transcript is spliced from 6 exons.
AUGGAGAAUGGAGACAUAAAGGAUAGCAGUAUCACAUAUUCGUCAUUCUAUGUCAAUGCCCAUUCCAAACACCCCCGGCUCAACACAAACAUAGGGUAUGGAGGUUGGCUCACAGGAGUUAAUGCCGCAGGCCAGUGGCUCCAGGUUGACUUGGGCGGUGCAGCGAAGGUACAGGGCGUUAUCACUGAGGGCAGGGCGGGUCAUAACCAGUGGGUGGAGUCAUACAAGCUGCAGUUCAGCUGGGACGGAAGCUCCUGGACAACCUACAAGGACUCUGAUGGGUCAGAUAAGGUUUUCACAGGGAACAAGAACUGGCACACUGAGGUAGCUAACAUCCUCCGGCCGCCAGCUUCUACCAGAUACAUCCGCUUCGUUGUGCAGACCUGGCACAGACGUCAAUCCCUGCGAGUGGAAAUCCUGGGCUGUAUGGAUACUGGUUGCCGAUCCCCGCUGGGGAUGGAGUCUGGACACAUCCUGGACGGCAGCAUCACAGCAUCGUCUGAAGGUGUAGAUGUUAGGUGCAAGAAGGCUCACGGCAGGCUGAACCAAGCGGUUAAUAUGGCCUGGUGCGCCGGGAACCAAAAUGCUGGCGAGUGGAUACAGGUUGACCUUGGCUUUGCUAGGGUUUCUGGAGUCAUAACGCGAGGUCGUGACCUUCAAGGGCAUACACCCCAAUAUGUGACAUCAUACAAGCUCCUCUUCAGCAAAGACGGAGAAUCCUGGACAACAUGCAAGGACAGGGACGGCUCGUAUAAGGUGUUCACAGGUAACAGUGACACGACGUCCCCCGUUCUUCACGUCCUUCACCCGCCAGUCAGUACCAGGUACAUCCGCGUGGUGGUGCUGACCUGGCACCAACAUAUCUGCAUGAGGCUGGAGGUCCUGGGAUGCUAUAGUGUCGGAAUAUCAUCAUCAUAAUCAUCUGGUCGUUAAUCAAGGUCUCAUGGACGUUGGUGAUCCUCCUCCUGUCCAAUCUUAAGAUCUUCAGUAAGAGUUUCGUGGACGAUUCAAGCUUAUGUCACGUUUUGGGAAUAUAUAUACACUUCACGAAAAACGCUUUUAUUCUGCAUACUCCAAUACAUGUAUCAAUCAAUCAAUGUUAAGUUAACAUAAAGUAACAUGGCAUAUAAGGUAUAUUUACGAAUGCCGAAACCCUACGGAAAGGUCAUAUUUGUGUUUAAGUUACCUUUAACCAAUCUUAAAAUCUGCUGAAAUAUUUCUCUGCCUUUAAUGGCUUUGUACGUAUCUCUGAAACUAAACUGAAAUAUUAGUUUUCGUGCUAGUGAUAGAUCUUUGAAAAUGAGCAUGAAAUUAUACCAGGCCUUUUUGCUUUAAGAUUAUAGAUAUAGUUGCCUUGGAGCUCGAGGCACUGCACCGUGCUUGAUGAAACGUCCAUCCAAACGCCACACAUUUUGUGAAAUGGUUAGCUUGUAAAAUAGCCGUAUCACUGGAAUUUGCAAUAUAUAAAUUGUGUUACAAAGGAGUAUGUGCUAGUAACCAUAUUUUUGUGCAACUGAUUGGCUGUGGCUAUUUAGAAUGUCGAAACUGCUGACAAACUUGAUUUUUGUUUUUCUUGCUGUGAAAUAAAAUGAAGCACAAAUAAAACUCGUUGAGUCCUAAUUAUUGCAAAUGCACCAACUGUUUGAGUAUGUUGUCCAUCAGUUUCUUGGAACAACAGCAGCUAGGCGAUUUAUUUCUGACAUAUAUU